AUGCCUCUAAACCCCCAGUCCGACGGAAUGGUGCAACAGUUUAAUGAAACUAUAGAACAUCAGUUGGCAAUUUUUGUGAAUGAGAACCAGAAAGAUUGGGAUGAACAUAAUGAGUCAACAGGACUCAAACCAGCAAAGGUGAUGAUGGGACGAGAAUUAAGAGUCCCUUUGGAUUUGCUGAUGGGGAUUCCUUCUAAUAAGAAUUACGUGAAAAAGUUGUCUUAUGUGGAAAAGGUGGAGGAGAGUAUGGAUAUUGCACAUAGUUUUGCACGGAAACGGUUGAGGGUCACAACAGAUCGGAUGAAAACAAGGUACAAUAUUAAUGCGACAGCGGUAACACUGAGCGUUGGAACCCCUGUGUGGCUGUACAGACCACAGCGGAAGAAAGGACUAUCUCCUAAACUAUCCAAGCCUUGGGUCGGUCCGUAUGUUAUUCUGAAACGAAUUAAUGAUUUGGUAUAUAGGAUUCAACUUUCGAGUCACAGUAAACCAAUGGUGGUGCAUCGUAACCGUCUGAGAGAGUACGCUGGUGAGAAUGUGCCCCAAGUUUUGUCAAGAGAAGAGGGAGUCAUAGUCAGGCAUCAAAAAGAACAGAUGGCGCUGAGAAGAAGUACCAGAGAAUGA
Messenger RNA from Paramuricea clavata, 624 nucleotides. The record is from the annotation of a GenBank genome assembly. Lineage: Eukaryota; Metazoa; Cnidaria; Anthozoa; Malacalcyonacea; Plexauridae.